GACUGCGCGGGCCGUUCGAGGACAGCGGCGGGAAGCUGAGCCGAGCCGAGCCGAGCCGAGCCGGGCAGCCAUGGCCAAAGUGUGGCAACAUCCUUAUCUGAACAUCUUCAAACAUUUCAAAGUAGAAGAAUGGAAAAGAUCCACCAAGGAUGGGGAUGUGACAACCUUUAUGGACAAGACUCUGAAAGGGACGGUAUAUCGCAUUAGCGGGGCCGUUCCGGCCAGCAACUACCUCCAGCUUCCAAAGACUGGCACACAGUCCUUGGGUCUCACUGGUUGCUACAUCUACAUCCUCUUCAAACCUGCACCAGGCAAAUAUUUUGUAGUGCAUCUGGAUGUUGCUACUGAGGACAGCCAAGUGGUCCGUAUUUCAUUUUCCAACCUCUUUAAAGAAUUCAAGUCCACAGCCACAUGGCUGCAGUUCCCAUAUAUUUGUGGGGCAGCCCGCGGGUCAGUCUAUGAAAGUACAGCCAAGACUUCUAAGCGAGAUCUGGUGGGCCUCGCCCCCAGCAACGUGCGAUGGACUUGUUUGAUGCUUGACCUCCGCCACAUUCUUGGCCUCUACUUGAACAGAACUUACAGUCAUCUGAAAAGUGUCAAGCUGUGCUCCAACCUGUUGGUGAAAAACCUGUUUACCAGUGAUUUGCUCUUUGACCCAGCGUUGACCUUUUCUGAGGCUCAGCAGUCCAAGCUGGCAUUGCGCAGCAUCUCUCCCAUGCCUCGGGAAAUGGCGUUUCCAGUGCCCAAAGGAGAAAAUUGGCAUGACCUCUAUGAUUACAUUCGGUUUCCUUCUGAUGGAUCCAGGAUGCCUUUUGACUCUAUUCAGAAAGGCACUUUGAAUUCCUGUGCUGCUGGUCAUACCGAAGACGAUCCAGUGACCCAGGUUCCCAAGGAAGUGUCCCUGAGCAAGCCAGUUCGGGACCGCGUGUCUCUCAUCCAGCAAAUCACCAGUCCCAAAGAGAUGCCUCGCCAGUCUCCCCUUCUUACAAAGAACGUCCCCAAGAUUCACCAGCCAAGGUCUGAGACUCUAUGGGCAGCCUGCACUGUGGACCAGACCCACCUGAGAGAAGGGCCACAGGCCAGAGGAGAUUCCUGUUUCCUCCCAUCUUCAACAGACGAUGGCAGCAUUCAUGUUUACGCCCACAAAAAUGGGGAUGACGCUGUCCAUGCUGUUACCAUUGACUCUGACGAGAGCAUAUACAUGCAGACGGCAGGAUCAAAGACAAUCUCUGCUAAGAGCUCUGUUCCCAGCACGAGGCUGUUGCCGGAUCCAAUUCUGAAGCUGAAGAAGAUUAUUGGGUUUGGGGGCUGCAGCACCAAAUGGGCAUUGUGGGCUGCCGGCAGUGCAGUAGUGGUCUACCCUUGCCAUGCUCUGAUUGUAGCAGUAGCACUUGAUUCUGGCAAACAGAGGUUUUUUGCUGGCCACACCGACAAGGUGGCGGCCCUGGCGUUCAACAACAAAAGCACUUUGCUGGCAUCUGCGCAGAUGGGAGAAAUGAGCGUGGUGCGUCUCUGGGACUUCCUGAGCGGAAAGUGCCUUUGCGUGUUUAAAACAGGGAUCCAUUCCAUCUCUUGCCUCAGUUUUUCAUACAACGGAAAUGUCCUCUGUGGCACCGGGAAAGACAAACGCGGGAAAACGGUGGUGGUGGUGUGGAGCACCAUCCAGGUGAAUCGUGGGGGAGAGGUGGUCAUGCUGGCCAAAGCUCACACAGAUGUGGACAUUCGGGCCUUCAAGAUUGCCUUUUUUGAUGAUACCAGGAUGGUAUCAUGUGGCCGGGACAAUGUGAGGCUGUGGCGGGUCCAAAGCGGGGCUUUGCGCUCCUGCCCAGUGAAUUUGGGUGAAUACCGUUCUCUGGAGUUCACCGACCUGGCCUUUGAGGUCGGCCACUCCACUCAGCGUGAGCCUGAGGACCGGACACUGUUUGUUUGCAGCAGGAGUGGGCAUGUUUUAGAAAUUGACUACAAGAAUGUCACUGUCAGAAAUGUCCGACGCCUUUUGCCCUUGGAGGCAGGACACACUCAUCGCGGAGAGAAGCAAGCUUUUAAUUCAGGCCCUGGGAUAUCCCUAAACAGCAUCUGCCUCUCUUCGAGUUUCUGUGCCACUGCCUCUGACGAUGGCUACCUGCGCCUGUGGCCAUUGGACUUUUCGGAAGUCUUCCUGGAGGCAGAGCACCACAAUCCAGUGAGUUCAGUUCAAAUCAGCCCAGACAAUCUGAAGGUUUUGUGCACCACCCCCACCGGGAAUGUGGGCUGCCUGGACAUCCAGUCGAGGGAUUACUGUACAAUCAUGCGCUCCCACAUGGACUCUGUCUUGGCAUUUUCAGUGGAGAGUUCCCAGAAACAGCUGGUGACUGUAUCCGAAGACAAUACCAUUCGCAUCUGGAACGUUGAAUCUAUGCAGCAGCUUUAUGAAUUCACGGCCUCAGAUGAAACUCCGUGUGCCGUGGCUUUUCACCCCUUGCAACCUAUCUUUGCUUGUGGCUUUGACACCGGUGUGGUCAGGACCAUCAGCCUGGCUGCCUCAAGACUACUUGAAGAACACAAGCAGCACCGGGGUCUGAUCACUGGUCUGACCUUCUCCCCAGAUGGCAAUUUCAUGUACAGUUCCUGCACCCACGGGACUCUGAGUCUUUAUAACUGUGCCAUCCAUAAAAGUCACACCGUCAGAGUGUUAGCUAACGUGGUGUCACAAGACGCUGACCAUGGUCCUGACGCGUUGUGUGUCAGUUGUGAUGGACGUCUCUUGGCCUUUGUGGGACCUUCCAAAUACAUUGUAACUCUCAUGGAUGCUCAUACCCUGGAUGAGCUACUAAGAAUCGAUGUAAGCAUACUGGAUCUGGACAGCACGGCCCUUGAUGUUGCUGUGAGACUUUGCUUCGCCCCUUUUCCUCUUGGCCAUCUUUUGGUGUCAACGUCCUCCCAAAAGGUCCUGGUGCUUGAUGCCAAGUCUGGACGCUUAAUCAGAGUGGUCUCUCAAGUUCACAAGCAGUCUUGUUCUUCAUUAACGUUGAGUCCUGAUGGCCGGUAUGUCUUGACAGCCGGUGAUAGGGUUAUCAAAGUGUGGGAUUAUGGAAUGAGAUUUGAUGUCAGCUGCCAGGUGUUCAUCGGCCACUCUGAACCAGUACGGCAGGUGAGGUUCACCCCUGACCAAAAGGAGGUCAUCAGUGUUGGAGAUGCCAUCUUCCUGUGGGAUUUCCUAGGUGUCUUUUCAAAGGAGCCCUUCAAAGAUGAAAUUGAUUCCCCUGAGCCCUUGGAGGUUCCUCAAGUUGACGCUAGCUUGGAGAAGUUACAAGAUUCACCUCCUGGGUCCAGUGAUGCCCCCCGUCAGCUGGUUCCUUUGCCUACGGUUGUGUCCCCUCCGUGCCUGGAUCUCAGCUCUCUCCAGCGAUUGGCUGAGCGGGAUACUUCCUCUGACUCUGAAGAAGAAAAAGAAGCAUGCUUGAAAGGAAACAACGGGGAGGCUGUUAAUGGGGCUGUUGGCCACUCAGUCCUUGUGCUGGAGGACAUUGUCCAACAUGAAGAACCUCUGGCUGUGAAACCUGACAUUUCUCCAAUUUGUUUAAGCCCUCACAGUCCUGCAGGAGGUGACAGAAGAAAGGAAACCAAAGGAUCCGUACCCCAAAAUAACGUCCGCCCAGACUGCUACCGGCACUUCAUACCCCGUUUCAAAACUUCCGCACCUUCCAAGGUGUUUUCUUCUCCAACUGCUAAUGAGGGUCUGAAGCUAAAAGCGGUAAUUGGCUACAAUGGGAAUGCCCGAGGGAACAUGGUGUGGAACCCAGACACAGGCUUCUUCGCCUACAGCUGUGGUUGUGUGCUCAUUGUCGAAGACUUGCACUCUGGAUCCCAGCAGCAUUGGCUGGGCCACCCAGAAGAGAUUUCAACCUUAGCGCUUAGUCGUGAUGCCCAGGUUCUUGCCUCUGCCUCUGGUCAAGGUGGUGGAGACCUGCGCUGCCAAAUUUGCAUCUGGAAUGUACAAAAUCGGACUUGUGAAAAGGUCCUGUUUCAUCAUGAAACCCAAGUGCAGGCCAUGGCGUACUCUCGAGACAGCCGCUUCCUUGUCACUCUAGGAGACUAUGUUGACAGAGUCAUUGCCCUGUGGAACACCCAGACUUAUGGCUUGAUGUCAUCCACCCGCCUUGCUGAGCCAGUCCAUGACAUAGCCUUUAAUCCACUUUCGGUGGGACACCUUGCCUGUGUGGGGAAGGGAGCUGUGACAUUCUGGCUAAUGGAGCAACAGGGAUCUGACAUCAGCCUCAAAGUCCAGCGAGUCCCUGCUCCUAAUGCAGUUGGUCCGGUGGAACUCACAUCCAUGUGCUACAGCUCUGGUUGUCUUCUGUACACUGGGACUAGCAUAGGACAGAUCUGCACCUGGGACACGGAGACUAAUUGCUGCUUCCUGACUUGGGAGGCCGUUGAUGGCGAGAUUGGAGUCCUGCAGUGUCGCCAUAACCGGCUGGUCAGUGGCAGCAAUACCAAGAAGAUCCAGGUUUGGUCGGUGGCUGCAGUCCAAGAGCUGAGAGUCAAAGGAACCAAUGCCAGAUCUAACUCCGUUCUCUUGGAGCAGGAGAUCACUCUAGAUGGUACCAUCGUGAGUGCCGCUUUUGAUGAUGGCAUGGACAUGGGCAUUGUUGGGACCACAGCGGGGACCUUGUGGUACAUCAGCUGGACAGAGAACACCAGCAUCCGGCUGAUCAGCGGCCACAAGAACAAGGUGAGUGAGGUGGCCUUCAGUCCUGGAGAGUCUCAUUUUGCUACCUGUGCAGAGGAUGGUAGCGUCAGGGUUUGGUCCCUGGCGAGCUUGGAGCUGGUGGUGCAGUUUCAAGUGCUCAAUCAGAGCUGCUUAUGCUUGGCUUGGAGCCCGGUGCCCACCUCCAUCAGUGGGGUCGAAAGCCAUCAUAUUGUGGCAGGCUAUAGCGAUGGCACCAUCCGCCUCUUCAGCAUUUCCCGGACAGAGAUGGAGUUGAAAAUGCACCCCCAUUCUGUGGCCGUUACAGCACUCGGAUAUUCUGCAGAUGGAGAAAUCAUCCUAUCAGGAAGCAAGGAUGGAUUGAUCGCCAUUAAUAGCCCUCGUACAGGGAUGACCAUCAGAGUCCUUACAGACCACCGACCCUCAGCCAUCAACGUUAUCCGCUGCACCAGAAAACAGUACACUGAACUUGGGACUGAAGGAAGCGAUCUCUGGCUGGCGUCCAGCACCGAUCGACGCGUCAGCAUCUGGGUUUCUGACUGGUUGAAGGACAAAUGUGAGAUCAUCGAUUGGUUAAGCUUUCCAGCUCCCACAGGUCCUGCGAUUCCCAGCCCUCUGCCCCCUAGCCUGGCAGCGUUUUGCCCCUGGGACAAAAGUACUAUUGCUUAUGCUGGCUUCGGGUUGCAAAAAGAAAUCCUUUUCUACAGCUUGCGGCAGAAACAGGUCACUGAGAAGAUUUCCUUGCCUGCCUUUGCUACUUCGCUGAACCUGUCUCCUGUUGCCUGCACCAUAGCUGUUGGUUUCAGCGAACGUACGCUGAGGCUGAUUGACCGCACGACAAAGACAUCACAGGACUACGCGGGGCACAACGACACGGUUUGUCUCUGCAGAUUUUCCCCCUCUGGGAAACGCCUUUUUACAGCUUCCUACAAUGAGAUCCUGGUGUGGGAAGUCCAGAGCAGGUGAAUGGGGGCCACCGCCUUCACCAUCACCCUGGCCUGAUGCCCAGUGGAAUCAUGCAGAUAACAGCUGCUUCAUCAUGCUGGAAUUACGCCCGUCUUCUCUUGUUACCAUGGACCAGCUGCAACUUCCAGCUCCAGGCUGAGCUGCCCCAAAUUCAGGGUGGGAGGCAGGUGUCUGUGUUAGAGCUGAACUUUGUGUCCCUUUGAGCUGCUCUAUAGCUUUAAUGCCAGUCAGAACGGAUUUAGCCACUAGCGUAGCAGUCAGUUAAGAACCUGCAGGAUUUGGAAGAAGUCCUUCUCCCUUUUGUAUUUAGGCUUCAGGAUCCUUCCUCAUAGAUUACAUUUCUUUGCGUUGGGAGUAGUGAUGCUAUAUUGCCUCCCUUCCCAAUAUGCCCACAGAUACGUGAGUUGGUCUCCUUUCUUUUUCAGCUCAGCAAAGUAGUUUGACCAGGCCACCUGAAACUUGAGCCAAAAAGCUGCUUUGCAUGUCCCUUGGCUGUAGAGGUUCCCGGCCUGUUAUGGGGCUGGCGGAUACUCAUUGACUUCCUGACCGCUGAUACAGUGGCAGAUGCCUCAAUAGCUAGGGAUGCUCCUUGUCACAUCUGGAACUGGCAGACAGCAUCCAUCCAACAGCCUUCUUAAGAAUGGGAUGAUUUACAGAAUCAGUGGGCUAAACCGCUGGUCCUCCCAAGUCUUGAGUCCCAUAAAUGGGCUGGCAGAUUGCAUAACUGAUCUUCAUACUUCGGAUGUCCCCACAGUAAUAUGUGAAUGUUCUUACAAAGUAUUAUGCUAAUCUCAGCUAAAGCAUAUGGCCCAUGGAAGGUCUGUUGUGAAACGGGGAAGAGAGCAACAUGAUUCUUGUCUCUUUUCUGUUGAAGUUGGUUUCGGUCCCUUUAUUCUUAUGCUGUUAAAUGUAUAUACGUAUGUAUAUUCUACAUAUUUUUCUACAACUAAAAUAGCCUUUUUUCAUUCAUCCUCCCCCACUACUAGAUUUUGAUUUGCCUAUUACACUUUCAAGUGAACAUUUAGCUGAGAAGGAAUGUCUCUCCCCCCCCCCCCCAUUCCUACCUCCUCUAUUUUCUUAGAGAAUCACAAAAGGCCUUGUUAAAAAAAGAAACCCAGAGUGUUAAACCGCUGAGUAGGUUUUAUGAGUACAAGUUUACCUUUUAAAGAAUGUCUUAUUUUAAAGAUCAGGAACUUUCAAGCACAUUUUAUACUCAGAAUUUGUAAAGAUAAUAUGUUUUGCUCUUAGAAUGCACUGUUAACUAGACCCAAGGUUGUCCUUCAGAUAGCGGCCAGAUACCAGCAGUGAAGCAGGCAUCUUUUUUGCUUCUUAACCUUGGCCCGUAACAACAGAAACAACAGAAUUCACAUUGCACUUGUUUUUGCUUGUAAU
Candoia aspera is the source of this 7048-nucleotide messenger RNA. RefSeq names its product WD repeat domain 90 (gene WDR90). The transcript is spliced from 43 exons. Bases 71 to 5656 code for a protein of 1861 amino acids. The record is from RefSeq and is a predicted model, not a curated record. Lineage: Eukaryota; Metazoa; Chordata; Lepidosauria; Squamata; Candoiidae. Gene Ontology annotation, cellular component: centriole. Gene Ontology annotation, molecular function: protein binding.